UCAUUAUCUAUUUACAUUGUAGACUAUUUGCCUAUAUAUAUAUUUCGGGAUAUAACGAACGGGAUGUCAUCCAACAUUGGUCUCAUCAGUCGUCAGUGUAAACGAACCUGUGACCGUUAUUUGUUUUUCGAUCAAAAGAUAGCUGUAGAAAAGUUAACUGGCCUAGUUUUAGUCGGUGAAACGUUCAGCGGAAGCGGAAGACAAUCAGAAAAUCCUGAUGAACAAUCAACAAGUCGUCUUUUGACGAAUUAUAUUUCAUCUCUGCAGAAAUUCUACUGUAAUAUAUGCCAGUUGAAAAUGGACAAUGCUAUGGAUAUGGUAUCGUUCAUGAAAAAGCAUAAAUAUUAUUAUAUGUUAUAUUUUCUCUCCAGCGUGAUCAUUUCAAAAGUGAAUGGCACAUUUUUAACAUGAAUCGAUCUAUACGUGGUCAAUGUCCAUUGGAUUUUGAAUUAUAUAAAACUGUAAAAGAGGAAAACAGAAAUAUUCCAGAAAUCAAUGACAAUAGUCAACGUGUAACAGAUAGGAAUAGAUCGUCGUCGUCCACAUGUACUGAAUCAUAUCCUGAUAAGGAUAAUUGUGAUCAAAGUGGGUCAGCUGAUACAGUUACUGCUUCAUCGAUUACUGCAUCAUCUCACAAGCAUAUGCUGUUUUUCCGAAAUAAGAAUUCUGAAAUUAUUGGAAUAAAUCGUUGCGUUUUAUUCACUCGUAAGACUAUGCCUAUGACUAUGGAUGAACUAUUGGCGUGUGUUUCACGUGUUCGACAAAGUCGUAAAUGGGCUGUUCUUUUAUAUUCUGGAGGUAAAUUCGCUGGUGGCAUUUUUGAUGGAACCAAUGAAGUUGUUCAUAAGACUUUACACCAAUAUACAGUGCGUGCAAAACAAGGCGGUGGACAGUCAUCGUAUGAUGCAUUGUGUAGUGGUCUUGGUAUGUCGAAAUCAGCUGGUGCUAAUCUCCGCCGUCAUGGUGAAAUAGCUAUACGCAAUCAAAUCAGUGAUCUUCUACAUAAUAAAUGGCGUCAUUUACUUCAAGCUUGUCAGCUGAUAUUUUUAUGGUCGCCUAAAGUCCAUCGAAGCAUAUUCUUCAAUCCACCUGUAUCAUCUACAAACAGUGGAUUAUUGUCUAAUCAAAAUUCAAGUACAACCGAUGAAAAUACUCCAGUCUCACCGAGUUUUUCUACACCUCCUCCUCCUCCUACUCCAGAUCCAUUAGCUGCACAAGCAUGUGAUGCUCGACUUGGUAUGAUAGCGGAUGAUUUAAGAAUACGUCGGAUACCAUGUCGUAGUAAGCAUAUCACUUAUACACAUGUUAAAGAAUUACACAAAGAACUGUCUACGUUUGAUGUUUACGAUCCUGAUGCUAAUCUUGAAUUCCUGAGUCAAUCUGGUCGUAAUCAAUGGCGAAAGUUAUCUGAAAGUGGAGAUGAAACACUUUUAGAGACAAAAAGUGGUCGACUCAUCUAUGGUCCCCUUAGCUUACUUUCUUCAUCAGCAAGUAAUUGUAAAAAGAGCGUAUUGUCGUCUAGUUCUUCAGAGAUCUCUGAUCUAUCAGACUGUGUCAGUUCAAAUGAUGACGAUGAUGAUCAUAAUGAUAAUGAUGUCGAAGAACAGCAAGACGAGGAAGAAGAUGGAGAUGUAAAAGAAGCAACGAAAUUAACUCCUUCUGAGAACAAUGUUAAACGGAUAUCUGCUUCGCAUAAAACUGUUCAAAAUACCAAAAAUAUGAAUAAUGAAAAGAGUAAAUUACCACCUACUUCUAAUACUGAAGUAAAAGAACUUACGGAUAACUUUGAAGAUUUAUACCUAACGCAUCAAAAUUGGCAUAGACGUGUACGCGUAGCCAUAGCUUCAGGUGAUGUGGUGAUUUUACGGUCUCUGUUGCCAAGGUCUAGUGUCCCCAGUGUUGUAAUGAAUCAAAAUCAUGAUUCCAUUGAAUCAGAAAGUGUUCACGGUGCAAGUGUUUCUCCGACGACUACAACAACUAGUAGUACUACUACUACUACGCCGACAGCGAUUGCUACGACUCCCCCGCCUCCUCCGACUACUAAUACGUCAACUCCCGAGUGUACAUCCCCUGGAUCCACCAUACCAUCACCUGAGACAUGUUCAAAGCUAAUCAAUUAUCCACUCACUGAUGGACGAACACUUUUACAUGUAGCUGUUGAAUUUCAAAGUGAUCCUGAAGUACUUCUAUUAUUACUUGAAUGUGGAUGUGAUCCUGCUGUCAGUGAUUCUGAUGAUGUAACACCCUAUCAAUUGGCAAUACGAUUGCAUAAAAAAGCGAUGGCCAACGUGUUUCGACGUUUUCGGUUUCAUCAACCAGAUCGUUAUGAUUAUGAUAAAGCUCGUAUCCCUACACCACUGAAUCCAUCAAAAGAGGCUGCUAAAGCUGAACGUGAACGAGAACGUGCUAAACGUCAGAAACAACGACAAAAAGAGAAACGUGCAGCUGAACGUGCCUUAGCUGAACAACGAGAGAAAGAGGCUGCUGAACAAGCUCGUUUCUUAGCGUUAUCAGAUAGAGAGAAGCGUGCUUUAGCAGCAGAACGUCGUUUGAACUCUGCUAGGACAGCAGCAGGUGAAACGCCUAUGGUUUUCAGUCGUUGCUUUCAAUGCGCUUGUGAUAUCACCGGUAAGGUACCAUUCACUUAUAUGGAUUAUAAUUUUUGUACACCAACUUGUUUAAAACAACAUCGUCUAUCAUCAUCGUCGACAUCUACGUCGACUGCUUCAACAACAACAACAACUCAUCGUCCAAAUCUGACUACUGCUAAAUGACAUAGAUGAAUGACAUCCCUCCUCUCCCUCCCUUUUUUUCUUCGUUCCUUUUCCCAUGAUUAUCUUUUUAUAUUCAAAAUUUCAGAUGAAAUGCUUACGAAGAAGAAGAAAAUAACAGAAUUAAUUGUACUACUUAAUUAAUCUCUUAUUAUUACUACUACUAUUAUUAUGUAUGACGUAAUAGUGUUAUGUCAUCUUUGUGAAUGAAGUGUAUGUACGUAUGCAUGUGUAUAUGUAUGUCUAAGUGGAUAUAUUUUCAGUUAAUUUGAUGAUACCCCGCUAACGCCCACGCCCCCGCCCCCAUCCAGUGCUAACCCUCGCCUAUUAUCUCCAUCAAUAUUAUGUAAUUUAAUGUAUGCAGAGCCUCAGUCACUUUGUGUGUGUGUAUUCUCGCCUAUGCCUUACUCGACCAACCAACCAACGGGUUGAAUUUUUGAUUUUAUUUUGUUUGGAGGAGACAAAGCAUUUUUGAAAGAACAUGGAGAGACAGUCAUGCUUUAUUUGUCUUUCAUUGGCUUUCUUGUUAUACCCUUCCUUCCCCCACCUUCCCCGGAUGUUUUUUAUUGUAAUAAGCAUUUAUAAAUGACAAAAAAGCAACAAUAAUAAUAAUAUUGCAG
Molecule: messenger RNA, 3391 nt
Organism: Trichobilharzia szidati
Lineage: Eukaryota; Metazoa; Platyhelminthes; Trematoda; Strigeidida; Schistosomatidae
Source: the annotation of a GenBank genome assembly